UUGGAUUGCGCAGGCGAAAGAAGUCUGAAGACUUUAGUUAGCAUGAAGUAUUUAGUUGCAUUUGGUUUGUCUUUAGUUUUAGUUUGCAUUACUCUGACAAGUGCUAUAUUACCUUACAAACAAGUAUUACAGCACAGUAGAAUCAGAGGCAGACAGCAUGGCCCCAAUGUAUGUGCUAUGCAACAAGUAGCAGGAUCCAACAAGAAGUACUUUACCAACUGCAAGCAGUGGUACCGUCGGAAAAUCUGUGGCAAACCAACGAUUUUAAGAUAUGAAUGCUGCCCUGGAUACUCGAGGAUGCAGGGUGAGAAAGGCUGCCCUGUUGCUUUACCAAUUGAUAAUAUCUACAACACUUUGGGGAAUGUUGGAUCAAGCUCCACUCAGCUUUAUUCAGACCAAGCCAAACUCAGACCAGAGAUUGAAGGACCUGGGACAUUCACAAUGUUUGCUCCCAGUAAUGAAGCCUGGGCUGCUCUUCCAGCUGAAGUAGUUGAUGCUCUCGUAAGCAAUGUCAAUAUUGAGUUGCUCAAUGCCUUACAUUACCAUAUGGUUGACAGACGCAUUCUCACAGAUGAACUGAAGCACGGUGUGACAUUGCCUUCAAUGUAUCAAGAUUUAAAUAUAUUUGUGCAUCACUACCCCAAUGGCAUUGUCACAGUUAACUGUGCUCGGAUAAUGAAGGCUGACCAUCUUGCAACCAAUGGUGUUGUGCAUGUCAUUGACAGAGUCAUCACGGCUUUUACAAAUACCAUUCAGGAUACUCUUGAAAUUGAUGAUAACUUUCAGCAGCUUAGAGCUGCGGUAGCUGCUGCAGGGCUUGAGGAAAUGCUUAGCCAAGAAGGAGAGUACACACUCUUUGCUCCCACUGAUGAAGCAUUCAGAAAGAUACCACCUGCAACUCUGAACAGAAUCUUAGGAGAUCCAGAGGCUCUGAAAUCUCUACUCAAUUACCACAUUCUGAAAAAAGUACAGUGUGCGGAAGCCAUCAUCUCAGGUGUACCUAUGGAAACCAUGGAAGGCUCAACACUGGAGAUCGGCUGUAAUGGUGACGGUCUGACAAUCAAUGGUAACACCAUUAUUACCGACAAGGAUAUACUAGCAACAAAUGGGGUCAUCCAUAUGGUUAAUGAGCUACUGAUCCCUGAUUCUGCCAAAACCCUCCUAGAAUUGACUAACAAGCCUGGUGUUACCAAGAUUGGUGACCUCUUCAGACAAGCCGGUCUAACCUCCCAUUUAGAAGGAAGAGAACCUUUAACACUACUCGCUCCUCAGGAUAUAGCAUUUACAGAAGUAUCUCCAGUUAUAAAUGAAGAUGUGAGGAAUCUACUGCUGGACCACAUCGUGAAAGAUCAGCUGUCCUCCAAAUAUCUGUACCAUGGGCAGAAACUUGACACUCUGAGUGGCAAAAAACUGAGAAUCUUUAUGUACCGUAAUGCUUUAUGUGUUGAAAACUCAUGUGUUGCUGCACAUGACAGAAGAGGGAGAUAUGGUACAAUGAUGAUAAUGGACAAAAUACUGACUCCUCCAGCUGGUACAAUUAUGGACAUUCUGAAAGCUGAUGAUCGCUUCAGUAUGUUUGUCGGAGCCAUCCAGACAGCAGGACUGACUGAAAAUCUCAACAGACCCGGUGCAUUUACAAUCUUUGCACCUACUAAUGACGCUAUCCUGGCUCUACCUGGCAGGGAACGGAACAGAAUUAUUGGUGACCCAAGUUUGCUGAAGUACCAUAUCGCUGAACAAAUCUUGGUUAGUGGUGGUGCUGCCAGUCAGAUGGUACGAUUGAAAAGCUUGCAUGGCGCUAAGCUGGAAGUGGGAACAAUAAAAGAUGUUCUCAACGUAAACAAAAUUUCAGUUAUAGAUUCUGACCUGAUGGCAACAAAUGGGGUGAUCCAUGCUAUUGAUACUGUUUUGCAGCCCUUUGCUACAAGACAGCCAGAAAGCCGUAAUGGCAUGGAGAUCAGCAGUGAAGAUAUUCUUCGCUUUGGAGUCAGCCCAGCUAAGAUUCCAAGUCCUAGGCUACGAAAAGUUACCAGAGAUGCCAAUCUGCAAAAAAGCAAGUAAUGUGAAAAGCAGCCAGCUGAUCACUGCAAGAACUUUUUCAGGAACUCUGAAUUCUGUGACUCAGAUUUUUUUUUCACUUGAAUGUUCAUAUCCCAUAGCAUGUCAUUUCUUCAUUAUGAUGUCAUAUUAUUUGCUUGUUUGUACAUUUUUCAGAUUGGAUUUGAAAUUGAAGUGCUACUUUUUUUUUAACAGAACACUCAAGAUUGCAUUUUGCAUUCUUAUUAAUGGGGUGCAAGGUAUGGAGUCUGGGUUGAAGCAACAACCAGUCUACCAGAGCAGUUUGCAGAUUUGAAAUGCAGAACACGUGUGGAUAUAUUUGUAUGUAUGUUAGUGCUUGUAUGCGUCAGUAAAUGUAUGCCUGUGCACGAGCGUAUAGAUGUGUUUUUGUGCACAUCUGAAUUGUGUGUUCGUUUGCAUGUGUGCUUGUGUGAUAUUGUAUAUUUGUAGUUAAGUCACUGCAAGCCUAUGCAUGUACCAUUCAACAGACUUCUUCUAUGGAGUUGUCUUAAUUUCUGGUUUACUUGUUAUGAAUAUAACCCACCAUUUACCCAAAAAGGGAUAUUAACUGUAAUACCACAUAUUUUUGUUUCCAUUUAAUUUUUAGUUUUGUUUGCUUCAAUUAUUCACGUGCUAGUUUGUGUUGAUGAACCCGAAUGUUUCAUGUCGGUGUUAAAGUAUUUGCAUGUCACAAGUUGCAAUCUGCGUUUGUGCUAUUUUGCUUAAACUUUGGUAAGGGAUAUUUUAUAUACGUAUAUAUAUUUCCAAUUAGGUUGGAAAUCCUUUUUUAAUAAUAUAUUUAUCUUCAAAAUUUGUCCUGUGAUACUUUCAUAAAAAAUCAUUUCUCUAAAGCAAUUUGCAGCUACAAUAAAAUGUUCAUUUUUUAAAA
Molecule: messenger RNA, 2947 nt
Organism: Rhincodon typus (whale shark)
Lineage: Eukaryota; Metazoa; Chordata; Chondrichthyes; Orectolobiformes; Rhincodontidae
Gene: tgfbi
Product: transforming growth factor, beta-induced
Exons: 17
Coding region: 43-2061 (672 amino acids)
Biological process (GO): cell adhesion; extracellular matrix organization
Cellular component (GO): extracellular matrix
Molecular function (GO): cell adhesion molecule binding
Source: RefSeq, a predicted model, not a curated record